UGGCGCUCUGUGAACCAGCUGUGUACGUCAGGGUCAAAGAAUCAAGUUCGCAAGAUUUGGAAGAAAUUGAAUAAUUUGAUUGAGAUAAGAUAUUCCGUAGUUAUCGUCGUAUAAUUUAGUGAAAUAAUUCAGCAGAGAGACUUCAAGAACAGAUAUAGUGACUUUGCCAUUUCGAAAACAGUUAAAAACUACUCAAAAUGAUAUCCAGAAGUUUUUUGAGGACUUUCACACGUCCAGAAUUUAAGUGUUUAUUGCAAAUUAAUCCCGUGGGAUCUAGUUAUAGUAGUUUACGAAUUAUGGCUCCCUUUUCUACAUCAAAUUUUGCGUUGAAAGAGGAAAAGGUGAAAGUAAACUUCACACUGCACGACGGUAAACGGAUAGAAGCAGAGGCUAAAGUUGGCGACACUCUCCUGGACGUGGUGGUCAACAACGACCUCAACAUCGAGGGGUUCGGAGCUUGUGAGGGCACCCUCACAUGUUCUACUUGUCAUGUUAUAUUCAAGCCAGAAGAUUAUGCAAGACUACCGGAAGAGCCCUGCGAUGAGGAGUGUGACAUGCUGGACCUGGCGUACGGGCUGACGGAGACGUCCCGGCUCGGCUGCCAGAUCACGCUCACCAGGGACAUGGACGGGCUGGAGGUGAAGGUCCCCGAGACCAUUAAUGAUGCUAGGAGCUGAUGAUGUGGAGGAUUUGGGUGGAAAGUAAUAUUCAUAUGUAUAAGGUAGUGUUCGUUUCACGUAAGUUGACCAAUUUUCGUUUAUCAUGUAAAUGCUUGGUGGCUUGUUUGACUCCACAGCAGAUUAAAAUCGUGGCGUGGAUUUAACUACCUACUGUUUUCUUCUCAAUAGUUUCUUUUUACAAUAUUGUAUCGCCAUUUUUGGUCAAGUUAAGUGGGUCGGACUAUAUUCUUUUAUUUAUACUAUAGUAAGACAUUGUUGGUUGCUACAUUGUAGUAGAUAUUAUUCUAAGUAGUAUUGAAAUACCUAAUUUACCUCCAAUGUUUUUUUACUAGGUAGGUUAAUAAUCAAGGCAAUUCUUUUUAUAUAUUUUUUU
Plutella xylostella (diamondback moth) is the source of this 1053-nucleotide messenger RNA. It is a transcript of the gene Fdx2, whose product is annotated as Adrenodoxin-like protein 2, mitochondrial Ferredoxin 2. NCBI's taxonomy places the organism in Eukaryota, Metazoa, Arthropoda, Insecta, Lepidoptera, Plutellidae. Gene Ontology annotation, molecular function: electron transfer activity; 2 iron, 2 sulfur cluster binding. Gene Ontology annotation, cellular component: mitochondrion. The record is from RefSeq and is a predicted model, not a curated record. Gene Ontology annotation, biological process: P450-containing electron transport chain.